Molecule: messenger RNA, 2767 nt
Organism: Harmonia axyridis
Lineage: Eukaryota; Metazoa; Arthropoda; Insecta; Coleoptera; Coccinellidae
Product: vesicle-fusing ATPase 1-like
Exons: 14
Coding region: 159-2381 (740 amino acids)
Biological process (GO): intra-Golgi vesicle-mediated transport; Golgi to plasma membrane protein transport; SNARE complex disassembly
Cellular component (GO): Golgi stack
Molecular function (GO): ATP binding; ATP hydrolysis activity
Source: RefSeq, a predicted model, not a curated record
UAUUGAAAAUUUCGUCAUUCUGUGAUGCAUUUCUCCUGCGGACUGCGCUGGAUUAUUGAUUUUUGUCAUAUUUUGCUUCCAGUGUUUUCUGCAUUGCAGAUCUCAUAGGAUUAAUAAUUAGCUGUAAAAAUAAUUUGCAACUUUAAAGAGCUUCGAAAAUGGCUUUCAAAGUUGCAAAAUGUCCAACAGAUGAAUUAAUGCUUACAAACUGUGCAAUUGUAAAUGAUAGAGAUUUCACUGCAUCAACUAAACAUGUCAAAGUGAGUACAGGAGGAGGACAAGGCUUCGUCUUCUCAAUAAAAACUCACUCAGAGUUAGGAAAGAGUUAUGUGGGGUUCAAUUUACCACAAAGAAAAUGGGCUUGUUUAUCAAUCGGCCAAGAUAUUGAUGUAUCCCCUUAUAUACCUCAGGAUUACAUUUCCGGAAUGACACUUGAAGCUGAUUUUUCCCAAAAGAAGAGUAUCACACAAGAACAGUAUGAUUCAGAUGAGAUGGCAAAAGAGUUUUCGUAUUGCUUUCCAAAUCAGAUUUUCACUGUUGGACAGCAAUUGGCCUUCCAAUUCAAGGAUAAAAGAUUGUUGAUUUUAGUUGUGAAAGAUAUUGAAGCUGUUAAUGUAGCUUCAAUGCAGGGAAAUAGUGAAGCCAAACCCAGAAAAGUUAAAAUAGCACAGUUGAUUCCUAAUAGUGUUAUUACCUUUGAGAAGGCUGAAGGAUCCUCAUUGAACCUUGUUGGAAACUCUAAAGGAAAGGUAGUUCGCCAGUCUAUCAUAAAUCCCGACUGGGACUUCGGCAAAUUGGGUAUCGGAGGUUUGAGUAAUGAGUUCAAUGCAGUCUUCAGAAGAGCAUUUGCAUCAAGAGUUUUCCCACCAGAAAUUGUUGAACAACUGGGAUCCAAACAUGUGAAAGGAAUAUUAUUGUAUGGUCCUCCAGGUACUGGUAAAACUCUGAUGGCCAGGCAGAUAGGAAAGAUGUUGAAUGCACGUGAACCUAAAAUUGUCAACGGUCCACAAAUUCUGGACAAGUAUGUUGGUGAAUCUGAAGCUAAUGUCAGAAGACUUUUUGCUGAAGCCGAAGAAGAAGAAAAACGGGCGGGCCCCAAUAGUGGACUUCACAUCAUAAUCUUUGAUGAAAUCGAUGCUAUAUGCAAACAAAGAGGUUCAGUGGCAGGAAAUACUGGUGUUCAUGACACAGUAGUCAAUCAGUUGCUGUCCAAGAUGGAUGGUGUUGAACAGUUGAACAACAUCUUGGUCAUUGGUAUGACAAACAGAAAAGACAUGAUUGACGAGGCACUUUUGAGACCCGGCAGAUUAGAGGUCCAAAUCGAAAUAAGUCUUCCUAACGAGAAGGGCAGAUUGGAAAUCUUGAACAUCCACACUGCCCGAAUGAAGCAUUACAAAAAAAUUAGUACCGAUGUCGAUAUAAAGGAGUUGGCUGCCCUCACUAAAAAUUUCUCAGGUGCUGAAUUGGAAGGUUUGGUCAGAGCGGCCCAAUCAACAGCCAUGAAUAGGUUGAUAAAAGCUUCCAGUAAAGUUGAAGUGGACCCGGACGCUGUAGAGAAACUUCUAGUUACAAGGGCAGAUUUUUUGCACGCUUUAGAGCAUGAUAUCAAGCCUGCGUUCGGUACUGCACAAGAGAUAUUGGAACAGAUCUUGGCCCGCGGAAUCAUCAAUUGGGGUUCACCCGUUACAAAAGUUUUGGAAGAUGGUAUGCUUUUGAUCCAGCAGGCGAGAACCACUGAAACUUCAGGUUUGGUAUGCGUCUUGAUCGAGGGACCACCGAAUGCAGGAAAAACGGCAUUGGCAGCUCAGAUGGCCAUAAACUCAGAUUUCCCUUUCAUCAAAGUUUGUUCCCCAGAAGAAAUGGUUGGUUAUACAGAAACGGCUAAAUGUUUGCAUAUAAGAAAGGUAUUUGACGAUGCCUACAGAUCAACACUGAGUUGCAUUCUAGUGGAUAACAUCGAACGAUUGUUAGACUACGGUUCUAUCGGUCCGAGAUAUUCGAAUUUGGCACUUCAAGCUCUCUUGGUUCUCCUGAAGAAACAGCCUCCGAAAGGAAAGAAAUUGUUGGUCAUAUGUACCACAAGCACAAGGCAAAUUUUGGAAGACAUGGAGAUGUUAUCUGCGUUCACAGGAAUCCUUCGUGUCCCCAAUCUAUCGAAACCCGAACAUCUUAGAAACGUGUUGGAAAAUACCGAUGUCUUCGAUCAAAAGGACAUAAAGGCCAUUGAACCUCAUAUCCAUGGAAAACGCAUCUCUAUUGGAAUCAGAAAGCUUUUGGCGCUCUUAGAUAUGGCAAGGCAAACAGAUGACAAACACAGAGUGAUAAAGUUUAUAUGUAAGUUAGAAGAAGACGGACAUCUGGAAGAUCCUGGCAUGGCAUAGAAAAAUGGAUCUUCGGUAUAUAAGGUUCCAAUCAAGACAUCGUAUCGUCAGAACUUAGUUGGUACUAAUUUAAAACUGAAGAAAAAGUCUAUCAUGAAAUCAAUGCAAAAAGUUGCAUUCUUUACAUCUAAAUAUUCAAACAAAAAAAGUUUUUAGUUGGUAAAUAAUUAGUAACUUGGUGGGAAAUUUUUUUGGAUCAAUCUGUAUUUUGAUUAUCAACUUAGACCACCCAGAAAUUAAAUUAAUCAAUAAUAAAUUAAUUAAUUAAAUAAACUAAAUCCACAAUCAACUCAAACAUCUCCUAGUCACUAGUCAAUUCCAGAAAAUGAGAUAGAAUAACAGAGAUUUUGUCCCAAAUUGAUCAAUAUAGUCUUGACAUUAAUAUA